AUGGCCGCGUUGGCCACCUUUUGCCAAUUGGCAGCUGCAAUUCCAUCUCGCGGGAAUUCAUCCGACUACGAGUACAUUGUAGUCGGGUCAGGGGCCGGCGGUGGGACUGUUGCAGCGACUCUUGCCCGAAAGGGGCAUUCUGUGUUUCUCAUCGAAGCAGGAGGCGACCACGGAGACGACUUGAUUCAAGAGAUUCCGAGCCGAGCAAGCACCGCUAUUGAGAAUAGCGAGAUGGCAUGGCACUUUUACAUCAACAAUUAUCGAAACCAGACACAGGGCCGGAGAGACUCCAAGUACACCUAUCGUCUCUCUGACGGGACAUUGUACUAUGGACUCGACCCACCGGCCGGUGCAGAACCGCACUGCGCUCUCAGUCUUGGUACACUCUACCCUCGGGGAGCGACGGUGGGUGGGAGUACACAGAUAAAUGCACUGAACUGGGCCGCGGCUUCGGACAAAGAUUGGGACCUGAUUGCCGAGUACACCGGCGACGAUUCCUGGAGUGCAGAGGCAAUGAAACCCUAUUUCAAAGCCUUGGAGAACCGCACUUACCGUGAGGAAGGACUUGGCUUUGAUGGGUUCAUCUCGACCAACCGAAAUAAUGUGUCGUACAUCACGGGUCGACCUGAUCUGGCCGCAUUCAUGUCAAACGCCAUACGGCAUACCGAAGGGGUCAACGUCUCCGGUAUCGACCACUUGACAGAGCUUUUGCAGAGAGAUGUGAACGACCCGUUGUACAGCUACACGCCUGGUGCGUAUCAACUAAGUGUAGCUGAGACGGAGGACAGACGACGAUCUGGAGCCCGGAACUACAUCGUGGACACGAUUGAAGCCGGAUAUCCCCUGACUCUCAGCACCCAUUCGCUCGCCUCCAAGAUCCUAUUUAACCGCUCUGGCAGCGCACCAAGGGCUGUUGGGGUUGAGUAUUUGGUCGGAGAAGCUCUGUAUGGCGCCGAUCCUCGAUACAAUGUCUCCCAAACAGGCCAGGUAAAAACUGUGAGGGCCUCGAGAGAGGUGAUUGUUUCCGGAGGUGUGUUCAACACACCGCAGCUCCUCAAGCUGAGUGGUGUCGGGCCACGCGAGGAGUUGGAAAGCUUCGGGAUUGAUGUCAUUGUCGACUCUCCUUCUGUGGGAAAAUAUCUCCAGGAUCAUACCGAGGCGAUCGUCGUCGUUAACGCCACCGAACCCUGGUCGAAUAACCCUAACACGAACUGCACCGGUCAAUUCGACUCUACAGACCCCUGCUUCGUCGAAUGGAAGAACUCAGGGACCGGCCCAUACGGCGAAGGUGCCGCCCCCCUGUCGAUCAGACACCGUUCCAGUCAGAGCGAGGACGAAGAAAUCGACCUUUGGAUAUAUGGAUUCACUGGUGCAAUUGUUCGCGGCUGGUACCCUGGUUUCUCCAGAGCCUUGCCUGCCCCGUCCGCCUUGUCCUUUGCCAUCAUCAAGACUCAGACACCUGGUGAUGAGUCCUCGGGCACUGUCACCCUACGAUCGGCGAACCCACGCGAUACGCCUGAUAUCGUGGUUGAUUGGCUCCAGGGUGGACAUGGGGAGCGCGACCUGGAAAUAUUGACAGAGGGUGCUGAACUCUUGUACAGCAUAAUGGAGGAUUCCCCAACUCCCCCCUCCCCUUUCUCCCGAGUCCAGCCAGGCGAAGGAGUUGAUGUCGCCCAGAAUUUGAAGGAUGAGGCCUUUGGCCAUCACGGUGGCUGUACCUGUCGAAUGGGUCCAGGCAAUUCCCUUGACCAUUGUGUCGACUCCGAGCUUCGCGUCAAUGGUGUACAAGGCUUACGUAUUGUGGAUAUGUCGGUUUUCCCGCGAGUCCCCGGUGCUUUCCCACAGCAAUCUACUUACGUGAUGGCUUUGAAGGUGGCGGACACGAUCUCACAGAGCGGCGUUUAA
This is a messenger RNA of Fusarium vanettenii 77-13-4, 1905 nucleotides long. RefSeq lists its product as uncharacterized. The record is from RefSeq and is a predicted model, not a curated record. Gene Ontology annotation, molecular function: oxidoreductase activity, acting on CH-OH group of donors; flavin adenine dinucleotide binding. The transcript is spliced from 7 exons. The coding region runs from base 1 to 1905 and encodes 634 amino acids. Lineage: Eukaryota; Fungi; Ascomycota; Sordariomycetes; Hypocreales; Nectriaceae.